AUGUCAAAGCUCCAUCUGCAGCAAUGGCAACAGUACAACCCCCUUGAUAAAAGCACAGUCUUGCCGAAUGUUCCAAAAAGUAACAAACUAACUUAUGCAAAAAACGAUGCUGGUGUCUCACAUGAUACACUCAUGCAGCCAAAAGUUGGUUUGACUGGAGUUUGCCCAGCAAGAAGCAGCAUGGAGAUAGAAAACCUUAAGGUUAUGAUGGUGGGAAGUUCUACCUUUGACCUGCCUAGUACAGCCAAAGUAAAGGGGCACAUAAACGAGCAUGAAAAAAAAGUUGAAGCCAAAUCCAGUGUUGUUAAGCCUACCAAUAAACAAGAAAGAUUGAAAAUGCCCGCAAUAAUAAACACAGAGGGUACAACCACACGAGCACCUUUCGUUAGGAGAGCAAAGCCACCAAGUAUGCCUCGAUCAAAAAUUAAAGUAAAACAGAAGCCUCGUCCCAAUGCUCCACCUAACAGUCCUAAAGGUUCGAACUUUAAACACACACUUUCGUCAUCCAGCUUCAAAGAAGUUCUCAGUGAAGGGAAACUGGAUACAUCUACUUCAGCAACAUCUCCAACCAAUGAAGGCACGGUGGUGUCUGUGGAGAUCACAGAAGCAACUACCACUCCUGUCAGGUCAAUUGAUGACAUGAUUCAGACCCUUCGAUCUUCGAGACAAGCGAGUGGAAGCCACAAAUCCAUGUCCGAUGUCAAGAUUGAUGAAAUAUUACAGCAGGUCAUGUCACAUGCAAAGGAAUGGAUGGAAGAAGAGGCCCCCACUGUUGAGCCUCAAGCUUCCUUUUCCUUGUUCGAGGAAGAGAUACAGACAAGUGACGCAGAAGAAGUUGAGAAGAAAGAUGAAGAUGUUGAAGCUGAGGAUGAAGAUGAAAACCAAGAAGUGACGAUUGAAAUUGAUAUCUCAGACACAGUAUCAACACUUGCUAGUCAGAUCUCUGCCACUGCUGGAAUCCCUGAUUGUUCUUCCAUCCUGAUGAGGAAGUCCUCCCAUGCUCUUAGAGGAGGAAGCUCCCAGUUCAGUGCAACAUCUUCUCCUGCUGCCAUGAUGCAGGAUGAAGAAGAGGCUUUGGAUUACGAGCAAGCUGUUCAAGAUUUGCACCAAACCCUUGAUGUUAGAAAUGAUGACAUCAUCAGUAUUCAAGGGGGAAUUCCCCCUCUUAUUGAAAAACCUGCAAAACCAAGCUCCAGUGAUGAUGAAGGUAUUGGAAGCGAAUCUUCCUCGGAAAAACCAAUACCCUUCUUCCCCACUGGAGGGCGUAUUCAUCGACUUUGUCUUCUCCCGGCCAUCGAUGAAAUUUCAAUCACCCCUAGGGAGUAUGCGCUAUCAAAGGUGACCCACGCUGGGAAUUUCACAAAUCAGGGUGACUCGAGCAUAUUGGCCCAACAAGUGCAGAAAGACACCAGAAGGCCCCAAUUUACUUAUGAAAGUUCACCUGAAUUUUCAACCAACGAUAAAAACAUCGAGAAGAAGAUAGAAGCAAACCACUUGGAUUCCAGUAAGCUUGAUCCACUUGAUAUUGAUGGUUGGAAGAGAUUGGUGGAACAUGAAAUGGAAAGGAAAGAUUACACUUUGUGUGGAACUAAUGUCCAAACUAAAGAAUGGGGUUUAUGGCGAAUGUUGUGGACAACUGCUCCACCAAAGAUGGCUCUUUCUACUUCUGCUGUGAAGGCAUUGGUGUUCCCUAAGUACCAUGGAACCAUAUCCACUAUUGAAGUUGGUAGCCACAGUCAGUUGGCGAAAACAGAGGAGCAGAUGACUGUGAUGAGCUUGGAGGAAGAAGAGAAGACAGAAUUCAACAUCCGGACUUUAUUUAAAAGACAUAAAUCACUUUCUGACUUAACACAAGAGACAGAAGAGAAACCACUGAAGAAAAAUUCAUCUAUACCUAAUCUAGCCAUACAUACAGAGGACAGGGCACAUUUACCAUCAAUGGUACGAACAAGUUACACCACAGCAAUGGCUGAAGUGAAAAAACAGAAGGAGCUUGUUUUAGAUCAACAUAAAAAAGAUCAUAUGAAAGAUGAUUCUGAUCACCAACUAUCCGAUCGAUCACGUGAAGCUGUCAAUAUUUCACAAGCUACAAUUGUAACACAUGCAAAAACAGAACAACCACUUGUAAGUGGUGGUAAAGAAAUACCAGCAACAGAUAAAACAUCUCAGUUAAGUUUAGCUGCCCAAGCAAGAGAAGCUGGGAGAGAUUAUGUCGUCUAUAGUAAACGUAACCUGCGAUCAAAGCAUAGCAAGCGCUUUGUGCUCAGCGCUCGUAAAUCUCUCACCUCGUACAUUCCUCUUCAUUUGAUCCGCUCAAGAUCAGUUGAUUCCUUUAUCACUGAUCCUGUAUUCCAAGCAAUAUCCAGGGUUGGGAGAGGAAAAACCAAAACAGGUUGUCUUCCAAAGGGAAAAUUGACUAGAACCAGGAGCAUUCCACGAUUCAUGGAAUUUGAUUGGUUCAUUGGAAGGCAUCAAAAAUAUUCUGAACCAAUAGAAGACGUUCGUGAGUGGGUGCGUGAUAUAUGGAACACCUGGUUUGACGAGCUCUUUCCUGCAACAUCUUCUGAAGAAAGCUCUUAUUACUCCGAGGAUGAGAGUGAUGAUGUCAUUGAGAGCAGGGAGGAAAGAGGAGAUGUGGUGAAGAGAGAGCAUAAAAAUGUUCCUGUGCCCGACACCAUCCCUCCAGCUAUAACUGUCACCUCUGAAGAGAUUGAGGAACCAGAAGAAAUGAUGAGGUCGGAAGUUGAGAGGCUCACAGAUGAUCUGCAUCACCUUCCGGAGGAGCAAGUGGCAAAAAAAGCGUGUCAUCUUUCAAGACGAGGAACAUUGCUUAGAAAACUCGGAGAAAUAAAAAUGGCAAAUGAGGACCUGAAUGAAGCAAUUUCAAUAGAGCCUCGAUUAGUGCAAGCCUAUUGGCAGAGACAUCUUAUUAAACUUUUGCAUAACCAACAACAUGAAGCACUUGAUGAUUUAAACACUUUAUUAAAAAUUGACAAGCUCAAUGUAGAUGCUUACAGAUCUCGUGCAGAUAUUUUUGCCUCUUUGGGUGAUUACACAAUGUCUAUUGUAAACUAUAGUCAAGCAAUUAAACUUGAUCCUGAAAAUGAAGAGACUUAUUUCCAACGUGCUCAGAAGUUUGAAAAGACAGGUGACAUGUUGUUAGCUAUGGAAGAUUAUGGAAAUGUAGUUCGUUUAAAUCCAACAAGAACAGAUGCGUUACUUCGUCGCGCAAAGUUUUAUUUUAAGAAGAAGUCUUGGCAUUCUGCUGUUAAUGAUUUUACGCAACUUAUUGAGAAGGAACCGCUUAAUUCACAUGCAAGAUCAUAUAGGGGCAGAGCAUAUGCAGCCAUGGGUCAGAGUGAGAAUGCUCUGGUUGACUUAUCGGCUGCAAUACAUCUCGACCCGACCAAUGCUGCUGCUUUUUUCCACCGGGGGUCACUGUUGAGAACGGCAGCUCCAGACAGAGCAUUACAAGAUCUAAGCAUCUCGUUUUUGCUUGAUGAUACUGAACAAAAUGUCUUAGCAUUACUCCACCGAGGUAUAUUAUACUCAGAGUUAAAGAAAUAUCAAGAGGCAAUGGCUGACUUUGAACAAACACUUAGACUUGACCAUUCAAUGGCAUGUGCGCAUGUAAACAUCGGACUCAUUCAUCUGCAGGUCACAGAUAAUUAUUGGGAAGCAAUUAGAAGAUUCACGUUUGCCAUUAAAGGUGACCCAACAUAUACGAGGUCUUAUGUUUGUCGAUCUGAUGCUUUUGCCCGUAUAAAUGAUUAUCAAUCUGCUGUCCGUGACAUUACAAGAGCCAUCCACCUUCAACCAACGGAACGUCAUUUAUAUCUCAGACGUGGAAAACUCCUUUUGCAGCUGAGGAAACUUAAACUUGCUGCAUUCUGUGUAAGGCAUAUUGCUACACUGGAAAAGGGGUUUGUUUCCACCUCACCCACCCAACAAGCUGUCGUUCAAUCUUUCCUUGGCAACCACACGGCAGCAGUAGAGAGUCUUAGUUCAGCAUGUAGAUUAAAACCGAAGCCUCAUAUGUACGUCUUGCUGUCUAAGACACUUAUGAAGGGAAAGAGAUAUAAAGAAGCAAUAACUAACUUGAAAAAUGCAUUGGAACUUUCAACCUUGUACACAUAUGGAGCGACCACCAGCACUGCAAAUGAAGCACCACCGGAGGCAGCAGAGAUUCAUUUCCUAUUAGGACAAUGUUACACCGAACAGUUGCAACACACGGAAGCAUUACAAGCUUAUAAUCAAGCUCUUAAAGUAAACCCUGAGUUAGCAGAAGCAUACUACCAGCGUGGUUUGUGUCGGUUAAAACUCGAUCAUUCAAAAGGAAUCCAAGAUUUGAAUCGAGCACUUGCCCUUCAACCUUUAUUAUUUGAAGCUUAUCUUAGCAGAGCGGCUUACUAUAGUACUAAGGAGAGGUACAGUAAGGCAAUAUUAAAUUGCAACGAAGCAUUACGUCUUCGUCCUAAAAGUGUUCGUGCGUUAUUAUGUCGUGGUGGCCUCAAGUUUCGGAUCAGCGCUUACCGUCAUGCUCUGACGGACCUCUCUGCUGCCAUCGAGUUAGACAAGCAGUGCUCAUUUGCAUAUUACAACAGAGCUGUCGUGCUGCAAGCAAUGGAGAGAUACCCACAAGCACUAAUGGAUUACAGCAUCGUGCUCGUGCUCACUGACGCAGAUAAAAACUCGGAUUCAAAGUCACUUCGGCUCCGAGUUUUUGUGAACCGAGCUCUUCUUUACCUGAAGAGCAAUCUAAGAGAUGCGAGAAAUGCAGCUCUUGAUCUUGAAGAGGCGACUCUUCUUAAUCCAAAAGACACUUACUUGACAGAAGCCUAUAACUCCUACACACGUUGCUUGGAUGUGGAUCCAUAUUUCCUCACAGCUUAUGUUGGUCGAGGGGAUGUAUUCGCUGAUGCUGGACAACAUGAUAAUGCACAAGGAGAAUACCAACGUGUUCUUAAACUUGAUCCUUCAAAUGUUGACGCGCGGGUACAUCUGGGGUACAGUUUGCAAGUAUGUGGACAUCUGCAACAAGCAUGGAACCAAUUCACAGCAGCAAUUGAACUUGAUCCGAAAAGUCAAUCUGCAUUAGAAGGUCGCGCUGUGACAUGCCUUCAUGCAGGCAACAGUGAUGCUGCAUUAAAAGAUGUCAAUCUAGCUUUAAGGAGUGGCCCUCCUUCUGCAAGACUGUUAACUGCAUGUGGAGUGGUACAUCAGUCUAUGAGUGACUUGCACACGGCAAUGGCUUAUUAUAAUAAAGCAAGAUCAUUGGAUCCAACUUAUAUUCCUGGUGUGUUUAACUGUGCUGUGCUAUAUAUGAGGAACAGACAAUUCUCUGAAGCAGCCGAGUGUUUAGAUUUGGUGCUUGAUGAAAAUCCGGAUGAUACAGCUGCUCUUCUUAACCGGGCAAUCGCUCAUAUAUUCCUUAAGAAAACAGAGGUUUGA
Messenger RNA from Ciona intestinalis (vase tunicate), 5451 nucleotides. NCBI's taxonomy places the organism in Eukaryota, Metazoa, Chordata, Ascidiacea, Phlebobranchia, Cionidae. The record is from RefSeq and is a predicted model, not a curated record.